AUGUUUCUAGCUGCAUUCACCACUUCUCAUUUCCAUAGUUGGCAGCUUGUUUAUAAAAUGGAACCACGGCAAGCAAAUGUGUAUACACGUCCCAGUGGAAUUGAAAUGGAUCAGUCUAGUUCGGUUCUGUUGCGUGCGAAUCAUGUUAAGCCGCCUGAAAUACCAGUUCGUGCCGGAUCUUCAAGUAUAAAGGCACCAGAAGUUCCACCGAAAAAUAUUAUCAAAAGACCAACGACAAUAGCAACAUCUAAUAGCGGUAAUGAAAGUAGUAUUGCAGAUGGGUCUGUAGGAACACUGCUUCUUGGGCCUACAUCUUCGCGAAAUUCUCAGAAAGCGAUCCAUCACGCCAAAAGUAAUUUUCCACAAUUCACAUCAGCCGGCACUACGACAAGUGCAUCAAUUGCUUCAACAUGUUCAACAAAAACUACGGAUAAAAUUGUAACCUCUGUUUCCUCCACACAUCACGAAUCAGGCAAAGUAGUCUCCAAACAAACUGAACUAGAAGACUACGGCUCAGAGGAUGCUCUUCGGGGAAUCGAGAGUGGACUUCGAAACGUUGAACGUGCCAUAAAAGAACAAAUGAUUUUAAGAUCGACGAUAGAUGGAGAGGACCCAUCGAAGAUGUCAAACGUCCUGAAAUUUGUUCGUCAUGAGGUGUUAGGGAAGCUCCCGAAUAACAUGGGAUCAGCUACAACGCUAGAGAAUUCAUUUGAAACAGUAUCGGGCCCUACCGUUUUGCAAGGGUUGAAAUACGAUCUUUUUGACCAGGGACAGAGGAAAAUCAGCUUAGAACGUGGAGCCAGCAUGGAAAAAUUGCGAUACAAUACGGGAGGCUCAGGCGACUUUAAUAGUGAAAAUAGUAUGAGCGGUCUAGAACGAGGCACGCAGCAACGUCCUUUAGAGCACCACUUUAGAUCUCUGGAUCGUCAUCUACCUGUCGAUCUUCAGUAUACCUCUACUCAACGGCAAAGAUCACAAGAAAUGGAGUUUAUCAAGCAACAGCUUCUUCCGGUUAUAGCUAGGAACAAGGAUUCCAAUAGCUUGAAUCGUAUGGGAAGUUCUAAGGAAGAUCUCAGAUCAAGGAGACGUUCUUCGCAUGACGAGAGUUUGUUUACUAGCAGCAACACAGUUAUGCGUAUAAAAGAUUCCACACAAUGGGACGAAUCGACACAAUCGGUUAUGCAAAGAAAAACACAGCUAACGGCAAUGCUAGGUGAUUCGCAAAGAUACGAAGCUAAAAGAUUAGAAAUAGAUGCUUGGCUGACAAAGAUGGAGACAAUAACAGAACGAAUGGGGCCUGUUGCAACGACGGCGGAUGUUUUAGAGAUACAACAUAAAGAACAAAAGUCAUUUCACGCUGAGUUCCAUAAAUUUAACCAUCAAAUAGAGUUGUUCAACCAAUUGACUCAAAAACUGAUUUCAGUUUAUCAAUGUGAUGACACAUCAAGAAUAAAACGAAUGACGGAAUCCAUUAAUCUAAGAUACAAUAACUUAAACACUUCGAUAAUCUCCCGAGGAAAACAACUACACGCCGCAAUGCACUCACUACAAACAUUCGAUAGAACUUUUGAACAGUUUCUAGGAUGGCUGAGUGAAGCAGAAUCAUUUUGUGAAAACGCUGAAUCGGAAGCUGAGCGGAACCCACACUGUCUACAGGAUUUACAGUCAGAUAUUGAUUCCAACCGUAAGGUGUACGAAGGACUUGAUAGUACGGGAAGAAAAUUGCUGCGUUCAUUGACUUCUCAGGAGGAUGCAGUGAUGCUGCAACGCAAACUGGAUGAAAUGAAUCAACGAUGGAAUCAUCUUAAUUCACGCAGUGCGGCUAUCAGAAAUCGUUUGGAGUCGAAUUCAGAGCACUGGAAUGCAUUAUUGCUUUCAACACGCGAAUUGACUGAGUGGGUCAUUCGGAAAAAUACAGAGCUUACAUCGAUCGGAUUUGGAUCCAUAAACGGCGAUUCCAACAGUUUGCAAAAGCAAUUAGAUGAGCACAAAGCAUUUCGCAGAAGGCUUGACGAUAAGAAGUCAAUAAUCGAAAAUAAUCUAAUAAGUGGUAGACAAUACAUAUCGAAUGAAUCACCACUCUCAGACACUAGUGACUCAGAGGCUAUUGAUGAAAUUAUGUACAUAUCUGCUGACCAGCAACAUCGCAUACUUAGUCGUAACAUUCGUCGAGAAGUAAAUAAACUGUCCGAGCAGUGGACAUUACUUAUAGAAAGGUGCGAUAAAUGGAAACAUCGGCUGGACGAAAACGUGACGAGAAUGCGUCAGUUUCAAAAAAUUCUUGAUGAUUUGAGCUCGCGAGUUGCAUCGGCAGAAACAAUAACACACUCCUGGGCAUCGCCGUUACCUGGUGCGGAUGCAACUGAAGAGGUGCAGCAUCUGCAGCGUCUAAAGGACAAGUUGGUUACCGCCAACGCAUUACUGGAUGAUUGUAAUGAGCAGCAGAAUUUCUUCUCCUCUUGUCAUGUAAUUAUGCCAAGUCCAAUCCUUGCAAAGCUGGAAGAUAUAAGUACACGCAUGAAACUUCUUCACAUUGCUGUGGAGGAAAGGUUUAAAAUGUUACAGCAAAUUAACGAGCAACACGGUGAUGGCAAUUCUUAUAACAUGGUUGCUGGCAGCAACGUUGGAGAUGAAGGAAAGUUUUCUAAAUCUCUUCACAUUGCAGCGGUUGGCUCAUGCCUACCAGAUCUAGAUAAAAGCGUUCAAAUACCCUGGGAACGGGCCGUGACACCUGCUAAUGUGCCUUACUAUAUAAACCACGAACAUGAAAGUACGCAUUGGGAUCAUCCAGAAAUGAUAGAACUAAUGAAAUCGUUGGCUGAUUUGAAUGAAGUUCGGUUUUCGGCAUAUCGCACAGCUUUAAAAUUACGUACCGUGCAAAAACGAUUAGCAUUCGAUCAUCUUAACAUGGGAAUGGCAAUUGACAUUUUCGACCGAUAUGGUCUACGUGCACAAAAUGAUAAACUGAUUGAUAUUCCCGACAUGAUCACUAUUCUCAACUCGCUAUAUACUGCGUUAGAAUCAGUAGACCGGGUGGUAAUGCUCGAUUUAGCUAUCAAUUGGAUGUUAAAUGUGUAUGAUUCACAACGUACAGGACAAAUUCGUGUCCUAAGUUUCAAGGUGGGACUUAUUCUUCUGUGUCGUGGACAUUUGGAGGAAAAAUAUCGCUAUCUAUUUCGAUUGAUUGCUGACUUGGAGAAAAAAGUAGACCAACGAAAAAUGGGACUGUUGUUGCACGAUUGCAUUCAGGUACCACGUCAAUUGGGUGAAGUAGCGGCAUUCGGAGGUUCUAACAUCGAACCAUCGGUACGUUCGUGCUUUGAGCUGGCGGGCAACGUGAGCCUUAACGCAGAAGUAUCUGAAGCAGCCAUAGAAGCUCAGCAUUUUCUAAGCUGGCUGCAACAUGAACCACAGAGUUUAGUGUGGCUUCCAGUAUUACAUCGCUUAGUGGCAGCAGAAUCGGCAAAGCAUCAGGCGAAGUGUAACAUUUGCAAGGAGUAUCCAAUUGAAGGUUUUCGCUAUCGCUGCUUAAAAUGUUUCAAUUUUGAUAUGUGCCAAAAAUGUUUUUUCACUGGAAAAAGCACCAAGAAUCACAAAUUAAGCCAUCCCAUGCACGAGUACUGUACAACGGCCACUUCUACCGAGGAUGUUCGGGAUUUCACUAGAGCAUUAAGGAACAAGUUUAAAAGCAGAAAAUACUUCAAAAAACAUCCUCGCGUUGGUUACCUUCCCGUGCAAAGCGUUCUUGAAGGAGAUGCACUUGAGAGUCCUAUACCAAGUCCUCAGCAUGGUUCGCAUACACUGCAAAACGAUAUGCAUUCACGUUUGGAAAUGUAUGCUUCACGUUUGGCACAAGUUGAAGGAGGUACCAGAACCAAUUCAACUCCCGACAGUGACGAUGAACAUCAUCUUAUUGCACAAUACUGUCAGUCACUUCCUCCGUCUUCGUCAACAAAAACAAGAAGUGCUGAUAAUGGUAGCGGCGCACCGAAAUCACCAGUUCAAGUAAUGGCAGCUAUGGAAGCUGAACAACGGGAAGAACUGGAAACGAUGAUAAAAGAGCUUGAGGAGGAAAAUUCCAAUUUGCAAGCAGAAUAUGAAAAACUAAAGGCAAAGAAAUUGUCCACACCUAUAACCACUCCAGACGAAGGUUACAAAACACCGACCUCAGUAACAUCUACGGCAGCCUCGCUUUCGUCGACAGGUGGUUCGGAUAUGGUAACCGAGGCCAAACUUUUACGCCAGCACAAAGGUCGGCUAGAGGCAAGAAUGCAGAUUUUAGAAGAUCAUAAUAAACAAUUGGAGGCUCAAUUGCAACGCCUUCGUCAACUUUUGCAUGAACCGUCGCAGCCCAAACCACAAACUUUACAAACACGUUCAGUGACAGCUUCACAAUUGAACACGGAUUCUCCGGCGAAAAUUCAUCUCAAUGGACAAUAUGAUCAAAACCAAUCAAAUGUAGGACCAAAUUAUAAUUCUGUGUAUAAGGCACCAGGAGGAGGAAUGAAUGGUUGUACGUCUACGCCCGGCGACGGAAACCUGCAACGGGAAUCGUUCAAUAACGAUAACUACGAUAAGCAAUCGGAAGCUGGGCAACCAUGCACUUUGCUAGGAUCUGCUACAUUUGGCAAUGCUAAUAAAUUAAUGACGUUAUCGGGAGGAACUGGCAGGAAUACAGAAUAUGGUAUGGAUGACCGUCCUCCACCUCCAGCUCAUAAUAGUUUACUGCACAUGGCUGGAAGGAUGCAGUAGUUAUAUUUGUAACCUUAAUUGAUACAAAUCUGCCAUAUUUUCUAUAUUUUGUAACCCUCAAAUGAUUUAAAACGAAUAAUCGAUGACAACACUAAUAUGGACAAAUUUGGAGAGCGCGAGAUCUUAUCAUUGAGAGUAAGCCUAUACCUUUGUGGAAGCUAUUGAUACAUUUUUAAAUCCUUCUUUUGAAAAGCCUGCUGAUAUGCAUACUUUACUAACCUUUACUUUCCGGUUGAUUGCAUGGAAAUAUUAUUUGCCCAAUAUAUUGGCGGAGUUUGGGCAAUAUUAUGCAGAUUGUACAAUACAUGAUACAUGAGGUCAUAUUCCAAUAUGAUGUGAAUAUUUUUUAGCAACGGCAAAAACCGCCCUUUUUUGGCACAUUAUUCAGUCUGAAACCGCCGAUAUGUCAGGAUGGCCAGAAACUAUCUUAUAUGGGAAGCGAAAGAAAUCAAUUUAAACUUGGUUCUAACAUUGAUGAAAUUCUAUGUUAAGUCUAUGUACUUUCUAUGAAACUCUGAUAAAAGGUACAUAGAAAAUUUAUAAUUUAUUUUAUUUAGGAGAUGAUUUUAUGAAGAAAAUAUUUCAUUGGCGAACAAUUUUGCAAAAAUUCCGCCACCAAUUAAAUAAAUCCUUUGAGAUUAGCACCGGUUCUGUUUGCAAAGUAUGAUUGUAAAAUUUUUACAAUUAAUUACGAAGUAUACCGGGUGCGCCAUCUAGACAUGAUCAUUUGUUGAAUAACUUCAGCCGAAUUUGAAAAAUGAACCAGAUUUAUUUAGCUUAUACAAUGCCAUUUUCUGACAAUUCACUCAAAAUACAACAUCGGUCAAAUGACAAUUUUUCAUUGUAUUUGACGACAUUUCGGGUCCGAUAUUAGCUUCUAGUUCUUCAAUAGCCCUUGGUUUGCUGACAUACAGUCCACUGUUCAAAUAAGCCUACAGAAAAAAGUCCAGCGAUAUCAAAUCCCGCGAACGAAGAGGCCUCGCUUAAGCAUGCACAGUAUUCAUAGUUGAAGGAUUAUUUUGAAUGUACUGCAAUACAAUUAUCCCGCUUUUUAAGUGAAUAGAUUCAUAGCAUAAAAUAGAAUGUCAUGACUGACGUUACAGAAUUUGGCCGAAUUGUCCAAUUCGAAUAAAAAAUUACUAAAAAUUCAACAUUCUAAUAAGUCCUGCCAAGAUAGCGCACCCUAUAUUUCCCGAUCUGCCAGUAUUGUCUACAAGUACUUAAUGUGAUUGCACAAGCUUGAGCACUUUGUGCAAAAUGUUGCAAUAUAUUACAAGGCGGAAUAAUAUUUUUCGCCUGAAACUGAAUUUAAGAAAAAUUGACUAUAUCCGAAUUAAGUACUACUUUCAAACUAAGGUGCAGUACGAUAAAAUUGUUGUAUUGGCCCGGUCUGUGUAAUUUUAUAAACUUGUGGCACAUAAAUAAUUCACUUGUUUUUCACUUGAUUAUAAUUUUUCCAGAUGAUCUUAAUAAAGCAGUAGAGGAACUAGUUCAUAUCAUGACAUCGGAAUCCAAGAAUGACCAGUAAAGCCAUAGCACAAAAUAUACAAGCGUUUUAGAUGUGGGUGACGAUAUCAAAGAAAUUUUGUGAAUGUUUCCAUUACACGCUAGCUACUAGUAGUAGUGCUUACAAUACAUUGAUAUUAUGAAAUGAUAUGUAUCCGUUACAUACAUUUGCAACGAAAUAGUAUCAAAUCAUGAUUAAAUAGCAUUAUUAAUGAACAGAAACACAACAAAUCACUAACAACAUGAUAUAUAAACAGCCUACAUUAAAAAUAUCGUUGCCGUUACAAUAAGAAGCUAGCGCCAUAUGCUGACAUAUCUACAAUUAUAAAAUAUCGUACAAUACAUAUAGCGGAACCUAAUCAUAUCAACAUUUUAUCCGAAUUAAUUGUGUAAUCUGCUUACACUUAUACGUACCGCGAAAUAAUGCAAAUUAAUAAAAAAAUAAAUCCGUUGUUAUCAGUUUUUUUUCUAUAUAAUUGUCAGUAGAUUGUGGUUUUCAAUCUGUUCCUGUAUCAUAUUGUUCUUUAUUCCUUGUAAUUGAUAUAUGCAUAAAUACAUAAAGGGUGUCGCAGAAUA
Anopheles darlingi is the source of this 6834-nucleotide messenger RNA. Its product is annotated as dystrophin. Gene Ontology annotation, cellular component: plasma membrane. Gene Ontology annotation, biological process: synaptic signaling. Gene Ontology annotation, molecular function: protein binding; zinc ion binding. The transcript has 19 exons. Lineage: Eukaryota; Metazoa; Arthropoda; Insecta; Diptera; Culicidae. The record is from RefSeq and is a predicted model, not a curated record. The coding region runs from base 1 to 4752 and encodes 1583 amino acids.